Messenger RNA from Pelodiscus sinensis (Chinese soft-shelled turtle), 547 nucleotides. NCBI's taxonomy places the organism in Eukaryota, Metazoa, Chordata, Testudines, Trionychidae. The record is from RefSeq and is a predicted model, not a curated record.
UGGAUGAGGAGGCCCUCUUCUCCAAGCCCACCUUCGCCCGGCUCGUGGCCCUGCUGGAUAACUACGAGCGCAUGACGGGCACGGCGGAGCAGGUGACUGCCUCCGAGGAGCAGGAAGUGGACGCUUUCCUGGAUGAAAUCUUCAAGACCCAGGUGAUGCAGAAGCUGAGCCAGUUCUUCCUGUCUAAAGGCAUCUAUUUGUCGCACAACGACUUCAAGGCGGACCUGAAGGAGAUGUGGUUCGGGCUCUACUCCCGCUCAAAGGGGGCGGCCAUGGACUCCUCCGGCUUCGAACACGUCUUCCACGGUACAGCGCGGCUCGCGGGCGGGCGGGGGGCUUCUGGAGAGGGCACAGCACAGAGCCACGGCUCCGGGGGCUCUUGGGAAGUUGAAUAAACCAAGGCUCCGACAAACCCAUUUGCAGAGCCCCUUCUGGGGGAGGAGCCCCCCCUCCAACCACGAGAGCCAGGAAGGUCAGACAUGGGGACGCAAGGCCUGGCCCCUAACGUUCAGGAUCCUGAGCCAGUGGCUCCUUCUGAGGACUGGCU